AUGCGUACCUCAACAGCUCUUCUUGCCACCCUCCUCGUCGCCGUCGCCACCGUCUCGGCUCAGGAUGCUUCCACCCAGCCCGAGACCCCCCUUCCUUGCUACGAGCAGACCUGCUCUCCCUUGAUCAGCGCCCUUUCCGAGUGCCAGAUCACCAUCGACUCUGCCACCGGCAACAUCAACUUCCCCGUUACUGCCGACACCUCUGGCACCACUGACAAAUGCCUCUGCAAGCAGUCCAUCGUCGACGCCUACGACCCUUGCUACAACUGCGGUGCCCAGUCCUCCAAGAUCCAGGAUCGCUACUCGACCUUGAGCUUGGUCAACUCGUGCAAUGCCAACUUUGGUGCCAACACUGUUGUCAUGCCAGGCAAGGCCUCGUCGGCUUCGUCCGUCCGCGCCGGCUCCCUUGCUGCCACCGCCGUCGCCGUCGCCUCGGUUGCCUUCAUGGUGCUCGCCUAA
This is a messenger RNA of Linnemannia hyalina, 459 nucleotides long. Lineage: Eukaryota; Fungi; Mortierellomycota; Mortierellomycetes; Mortierellales; Mortierellaceae. The record is from the annotation of a GenBank genome assembly.